UAACAUCUUUCCUCCAGCCGUCUUCAAUUUCCAUCACACACUUAAAUAAAUAUUGUCAAGAUGGCUCCCGCACAACCAGAGCUCAAGAAGUACCUCGAUAAGAGACUGUUCGUCCAACUGAAUGGAAGCCGUAAAGUCCUCGGCAUUCUUCGCGGCUACGAUGUCUUCCUGAAUAUCGUUCUGGACGAUGCUGUAGAAGAGAAGGACGGAGGCGAGAAGGUCAGAUUAGGGAUGGUCGUCAUCCGAGGCAACUCCGUGGUCAUGCUAGAGGCAUUAGAGAGAAUCGGUGGGGAUCGCGACAAAUGAGCACACUGGGACACGGCAUGCGCAACAAAUUCGAGCACGAUCCGAGUUGAAUACCCAUAUGAAAGCAAGGCAGGUGUGCAUUUAGCUAGUUUUGUUGUCCACAAAAACGCCACUUGAUUCCAGGAAGUGGGCCUCUAGAGUCCCGAGGGAACACAUACCACGGACGAGGCGGGAUCGACAAUUGCAUUAAGCAGACCGGCGCUUCAUGCUCAAUAAUUUCAGGUCUGCGAUCUCUUUGAGAUCGGUUACGGGGUUUAUACCACUUGCUAUCAACGCCAACAACGAUAUUUGAGGCGCUUAUAUUAAUCAAUUGACAAUGAUAACCCAUCACCGUUUUGAAUUGGCACGUAGAGAGUUCUACAAUAUGAUCCUUUCUAACCACCACGAGCUUGCAAAGUAUUUAAGGGUCAAGCA
Molecule: messenger RNA, 720 nt
Organism: Daldinia decipiens
Lineage: Eukaryota; Fungi; Ascomycota; Sordariomycetes; Xylariales; Hypoxylaceae
Product: LSM domain-containing protein
Exons: 4
Coding region: 61-306 (81 amino acids)
Biological process (GO): mRNA splicing, via spliceosome; spliceosomal snRNP assembly
Cellular component (GO): P granule; precatalytic spliceosome; U1 snRNP
Molecular function (GO): RNA binding
Source: RefSeq, a predicted model, not a curated record